This is a messenger RNA of Closterium sp. NIES-67, 1500 nucleotides long. Lineage: Eukaryota; Viridiplantae; Streptophyta; Zygnematophyceae; Desmidiales; Closteriaceae. The record is from the annotation of a GenBank genome assembly.
CUACAUUCGUGGCUGUGUGAAUUCAGAGGAUUCGAAAGUCCAGCAGCUUUCUCCGUUGAUCUUGAAUCACAGGCGCUUCUUGCCGGCGUUGUUGCACUGUUCUCUGAUUACUCGAGAGAGCAUCGCUUAGCGGGCAGUGGCUUGAGUCGCUGAAUGUCAGAAAGGCACCAUUCUUUUCCCGGAGGACAACGACCUUCCAGAGACUUCUGGCUUAAGAGCUUCUAAGAUCUUUCAGGCGUUGAGAAUUUAUCCGAAGGCUGCUUCUGAAGGAACAGUACUGCUGUGUUUGAGACGUUAACGAGCUGUGCUGUACACUAUACACUUUUUCUACAGCGUUGUCCCUGCCGCGUCGAGGUUGACAGUAAUUCCUUCACUAUGGGAAGCGGAUCAUCUAAAGACGGGGUUAUCAACAAAGACGUAGGGUCCACCAAGAACUCUGUCAUUUUCGUGCAGCCCGGCCUGAAAGGCGUAUGUCAAGAUUCUGCGCUCGCCACAGAGAAUCUCAUCCUUACAGCUUCGUGCGGGGACGCAGGCAGCACCCUGGUGGGGGUGUUUGACGGGCACGGCUUGUCCGGGCACUACGUGUCCAAGACGGCCCGCGACCAAGUCCCCGAACGGCUCAAAGCAGCGGUGGAGAGCACACAGCACGAACUGGCGCAUGUGGAAGGGGCGGCUGCCAGGGAGGUGUGGAUGCGCGUGUUCAGUGGAGUUUUUAGUGACAUUGAUGAGGAGCUCAGGAAGGACCUGUUUCACAACCGGGACAGCGGGUCCACAGCUGUGGUGGCACUCAGGCUGGGCUCGGAGCUGAUAGUGGCGCACAUAGGCGACUCACGCUGUGUGCUCGCUCGCACUGCCAGAGCCCCUCCUAACGGGAAGAGCGAUGGAGGGACAAUAGAAGCUCUGCAGCUGACCACAGACCACAAGGCCAGCAACCCAGCUGAGAAGGUUCGAGUGCAAGAGGCAGGUGGCAAGGUGCUCAACUACAUGAACACCAUCGACAGAAUCUUCCUCCCAGGGAAGAGCGAGCCGGGGCUGGCAGUGGCGCGUGCGUUUGGCGACUUCGAGCUCAAGUCCCACGGGCUGAUCUGCCGGCCGGAUCUGAGCGUGCGCAGCGUUGACCCCCGGGAUCAAUUCGUGGUCAUGGGCUCUGACGGGGUGUGGGAUGUGCUCACAAAUGCGGAGGUGGUGGAGAUAGUGGCAAACGCAUGGCCCAGGAGCAAGGCAGCGAAGCAGGUGGCUCAAAAGGCGGUGGCGAAGUGGGCUGAGGAGAAACACGCCAACUCCAGAGACGACAUUUCCGUAGCUGUCCUGUUCUUUUAAGGAGGACAGGGGAGGAGGGGGUGGGGGGGGGGGGGGGGGGGGGGGGGGGUGGGGGGGAAUGUCAACUUAUACAUAUGUUUAUAUGUAGAAGUUAUAGGCUUGAUAGGUUUGUGUUCAUAGAGGGUACAACUCCAACCCUAUAUCUCCCCUGUUCUCACUUGUUCUAGUUAUUCUGCUAUU